Molecule: messenger RNA, 1872 nt
Organism: Acanthosepion pharaonis
Lineage: Eukaryota; Metazoa; Mollusca; Cephalopoda; Sepiida; Sepiidae
Source: the annotation of a GenBank genome assembly
AUGCAUCGCUUUCGAACACACACUCUCUCUAUUUAUCUACAUCUCUCUUUCUGUCUGUCUGUCUGUCUCUCUGUCUGUCUGUCUGUCUGUCUGUCUGUCUGUAAUUUGGGAUUUUCUUGUGUAAUCUAUCUAUCUAUCUAUCUAUCUAUCUAUCUAUCUAUCUAUGAAGAAAUAUAUCAUUCAUUUGCUAUAUUCGUUGAUCCUUCUCUCUCAUUCUUUUAUUUCAGUGUUUUUCUCUUAUUUCCUUUGUCUUUUUCAAUGUUGCUUCCAUUUCAAUCCUUGCUCCAUUUUACCCCCAUUGAUUUUCUACUGUCUCUUCCUGGUCAUUAUCUGUGUCCAUCUCUCAUCCGGAUCGUUUCUCGCUUCUCCCAUUGUGCCAAAUUACAUAUUAUUGUUGACUUUAGCCUCGCCUCGCGCCUUUCCGACACUAUUGUUUGUAAUCUAUCUAUCUAUCUAUCUAUCUAUCUAUCUAUUACAGCCUGUUCAUAUCUAUCUAUCUAUUACAGCCUGUUCAUAUCUAUCUAUCUAUCUAUGAAGGAUUGCUGUUUUUCGACUGCCAAGAAACCAUUCCUCAAAUUUCUACUCUUUGUUCUUUUCUUUAAAUCUUUCUUUCAGAUAAUGGCAGCGCAUAUUGCAAAUGGUACCAUAAGAUACAAAAACAGUUUCCGCUACGGCGAAGUCUUAAGAGCUGCUGUCGAUCAAAUCUAUAUCAUCAAAGAGAAUGGACAACUGUACGUAAUCAGUAAUAACGUGAAAGCCCGAGUGACUACGGCAGAUAUUCAAGCAAUCAAUGGCGUUCUUCAUGUUAUAGAUGAAGUCUUGGCUUUCCCAUACAAAUCAGUGGCCGAAACAAUGGCGGAAACUCCAUUUCUCAGAGAAAUUACUAUGAGGUCAAUUUUCUCACCUCACUUUUACCAUCUAUCUAGCGAGCUAGCUCAUUCUGUUCCUAUCUAUUUGUCUCUCUAUCUAUCUAUCUCAUUUUCUCCCUAUCUAUAUCUAAAUUAUUCUGUUCCUAUCUAUCUAUCUAUCUAUCUAUCUAUCUAUCUAUCUAUCUAUCUAUCUAUCUAUGUGCCUACUCAUUCUGUUCUUAUCUAUCUAUCUAUCUAUCUAUCUAUCUAUCUAUCUAUGUGGUUAGCUAGCUCACUCUGUUCCUAUCUAUCUAUCUAUCUAUCUAUCUAUCUAUCUAUCUAUCUAUCUAUCUCAUUCUGUUCCUAUCUAUCUCUAACUCAUACUGUUUAUUAUCUAUCUAUCUAUCUAUCUAUCUAUCUAUCUAUGUGGCUAGCUAGAUCAUUCUGUCCCUAUCUAUCUGUCUGUCUAUCUAUCUCAUUCUGUUCCUAUCUAUCUAUCUAUCUAUCUAUCUAUCUAUCUAAAAUAUAUCUAUCUAUCUAUCUAUCUAUCUAUCUAUCUAUCUAUCUAUCUAUAAUCUAUCUCUUUCUUUAUUUCUAUCCUUGUUCCUAUCUAUCUAUCUAUCUAUCUAUCUAUCUAUCUAUCCUUCCUUUCUUUCCGUCUUUCUUUCAGUCUUUCUUUCUUUGUUCUUAUCUAUCUAUCUGUCUGUCUAUCCUUCGAUCUAUCUAUCUCUUACUUUGUUUGUUUGUUUCUUUCUUUAUUUCUAUCCUUGUUCCUAUCUAUCUAUCUAUCUAUCUAUCUAUCUAUCUUUAUUCUUAUCUAUCUGUCUAUCUAUCUAUCGAGCCAUCUCUUUAUUUAUUUCUAUCUUUGUUCCUAUCUAUCUAUCUUUGUUCUUAUCUAUCUGUCUAUCUAUCUAUCGAACCAUCUCUUUCUUUCUUUAUUUCUAUCCUUGUUCCUAUCUAUCUAUCUAUCUAUCUAUCUAUCUAUCUAUCUAUCUAUGUCUAUAUUUAUCACCAGAUAAAGUAA